Antrostomus carolinensis (chuck-will's-widow) is the source of this 1168-nucleotide messenger RNA. Its product is annotated as cytosolic 5'-nucleotidase 1B. The record is from RefSeq and is a predicted model, not a curated record. Gene Ontology annotation, molecular function: magnesium ion binding; nucleotide binding; 5'-nucleotidase activity. The transcript is spliced from 4 exons. Gene Ontology annotation, biological process: nucleotide metabolic process; adenosine metabolic process. Gene Ontology annotation, cellular component: cytosol; cytoplasm. NCBI's taxonomy places the organism in Eukaryota, Metazoa, Chordata, Aves, Caprimulgiformes, Caprimulgidae. The annotation marks the transcript as partial.
GCACUGCAGCAUGUCAAUGCCCGGCUUCUUGAGCUGUACCCUGAUGAUGAAGAACGAUUUGAUAUCGUUCUGAUGACUAAUAACCAUGCCCAAGUGGGAGUGAGACUCAUAAACAGCAUCAAUCACUAUGGCUUAACGAUUGAGCGUUUCUGUAUGACGGGAGGAAAAAGCCCUAUUGGUUACCUGACUGCAUACCUUACGAACUUGUACCUCUCAGCAGACUCGGAAAAAGUGCAAGAAGCUAUAGAAGCAGGUAUUGCAUCAGCUACGAUGUUCACUGCCAACAAGGAUGUUGCUUACUCGGAUACACAGUUGAGGGUGGCAUUCGAUGGGGAUGCCGUUCUCUUUUCUGAUGAAUCAGAACAGAUUGUCAAAGAGCAGGGAUUAGAUAAAUUUUUUGAACAUGAACAGCUAAAUGAAAAUAAGCCUCUUGCACAGGGUCCUUUGAAAGGUUUUCUGGAAGACCUAGGGAAACUCCAGAAGAAGUUCUAUGCAAAAAACGAACGAUUAAAUUGUCCUAUAAGGACCUUCCUGGUCACAGCCAGAAGUGCGGCAAGCUCUGGAGCCAGAGUGCUGAAGACUCUUCGUAGCUGGGGUCUGGAGAUUGAUGAGGCACUUUUCCUAGCAGGAGCUCCUAAAGGGCCGAUCCUGGGGAAAAUCCGCCCUCACAUUUUCUUUGAUGACCAGAUGUUUCACAUUGAAGGAGCACAGAAAUUAGGCACCGUAGCUGCGCAUGUUCCCUAUGGCAUUGCUCAGAAGUACCACAAAUCUGCAUGACUGGAUGGCACUAUUAAAGAUCAGAUUCUUAACUCAGCCAGACUCUAAUGUACCAGUAGUUAUGUCUGAAAACCUCUACAUUUGUAUAUUGUAAGCAUUAUGUUUAAAGAUUUAACUUGUGUCUAGAAUAGCCUUUAAAGGAAAUAUUUUCAAUACAGAUAAGUUUUUAAUAGGGUUAUUUUAAUAGCUUUCUCAAGCAGUUUAGGUUUUUUACCCAUCUGGAUCUCACACUGUUUUUUUGAUAUUAGGAAAAGAUUUGUACUGUUUUUAUAGCUUAAGACAUAUUUUGAGAGACAGAGAGAACAGUUAUAUGUUCUCUAAAAAGCUGUUGGCGGGUUAUUUAUAACAAAAAUCAUGCCGCAAUGCUAGUUCUUGAUGGUUAUUUCUGAAA